Messenger RNA from Phyllostomus hastatus (greater spear-nosed bat), 1472 nucleotides. It is a transcript of the gene SFTPD, whose product is annotated as surfactant protein D. The transcript has 8 exons. The record is from RefSeq and is a predicted model, not a curated record. The coding region runs from base 134 to 1279 and encodes 381 amino acids. Lineage: Eukaryota; Metazoa; Chordata; Mammalia; Chiroptera; Phyllostomidae.
CUUGGCCAAUAAAGUAACAUCUUUGAUACCCUGAAAGUCUCUGAUAUUUGUUCUCGCGUUUGCUGGAUGCUACAUUUUGGAGGCCCCAGCGAGAUCACAGGUCGGAGACUGAAGGGACGGUUUGAGCCGGGCCAUGCCUCUCCUCUUCUUCCCCAUGCUGAUACUGCUCACUCAGCCUCCAAGGUCACUGGAAACAGAAAUGAAGACCUAUUCCCAGAAAACAGUGCCCAGUGCCUGCACCCUGGUCAUGUGUGGCCCUGUGGAGAACGGCCUGCCUGGUCGUGAUGGACGAGAUGGGAGAGAUGGCCCCCGGGGCGAGAAGGGGGAUCCAGGUUUACCUGGAACUGUAGGACGAACAGGGAUGCCUGGGCCAGUUGGCCCAGUGGGGCUCAAAGGGGACAAUGGCGCUGCUGGAGAACCUGGACCAAAAGGAGACUCUGGGCCACCUGGACUCCCAGGACCUCCAGGACCUCCAGGAUCUCCAGGUUUGCCUGGCUCACCUGGAAGAGAGAGUCCCUCAGGAAUGCAGGGGAACAUAGGACCUCAAGGCAAACCAGGCCCCAAAGGAGAGGCUGGGUCCAAAGGAGAAGUGGGUGCCCCAGGCAUGCAGGGUUCUGCAGGCACAAGAGGUCCCCCAGGUCUUAAAGGAGAGAAAGGUGCCCUUGGUGAGCGUGGAACCCCUGGAAAUGCUGGGGAUGCAGGGCCUGCAGGAGCCAUGGGCCCACAGGGACCUCCAGGUGCCAGGGGUCCCCCAGGACUGAAGGGGGACAGAGGUGCUCCUGGAGACAGAGGAGCAAAAGGAGAAAGCGGGCUUCCAGACAUCACUGCUCUGAGGAGGCAGGUGGAAGCCCUACAGGGACAGGUACAGCGUCUUCAGGGUGCCUUCUCUCUGUACAGGAAAGUGGGUCUGUUUCCUGAUGGCCGAGUUGUUGGAGAGAAGAUAUUCAAGACAGGAGGCUUUGAAAAAUCUUUUCAGGAUGCACAGCAAGUAUGCAGACAGGCUGGGGGGCAGUUGCCCUCCCCACACUCUGCAGCUGAGAAUGAGGCCUUGCAACAGCUGGUCGCAGCUCAGAACAAGGCUGCGUUCCUGAGCAUGACUGACUCCCAGACAGAGGGCAAGUUCACUUACCCCACAGGGGAGUCCCCGGUGUAUUCCAACUGGGCCCCGGGGGAGCCCAACAACAGUGGUGGGGAAGAGGACUGUGUGGAAAUAUUCGACAAUGGAAAGUGGAACGAUAAGUCCUGUGGAGAGAAGCGCCUUGUGAUCUGUGAGUUCUGAGCCACCCAAGGUGGAUGGGGUACUCGUGGCCCAGAAGCCUGGCCAGCAAGUCAGGGCCCAGACCUGUGAGCUGCCAACAUCCCAUCAAGAAGAUGACACCUCUGCUGGCCACUACUUCUCCACAGAGCCAUGGGAUGAGGCCAGAGGUAGGGCUCCUGUGGAACACCUCUCUCAGAAUAAAAUAUGAAUCUGG